GGUAGUGAGCUUCUGGAGGUACUGGUUGCUUGUAGAUAUUGAGGAGGCAUGUUGAAUUGGGAAAUGGCUCAGUGGAAAAUGACUUACAUGAUGUGGAAUACCCUUCUUCCAAGUGUUCUGCUCCUCUCUGCUCCAACUGGUGACAUUGGAGAGAAGGUCUUCCUUACGGCUCUAGUAGGGACCGAGGUACUAAUCCCGUGCCAGCUAACAACAGGCAGCGGGAAGUUAGCACAGCUUUCCUGGAUAAAAGACCAUCAGGAGGAGCCCAUCGCUGUGUAUAGCCCGAGGUUUGGGUUGAGUGUCCCAAAUGAAAACUAUUCCAGACGGAUAGAGUUGAGAAACCAAUCUCUCCUGGAUGGAUCAAUCCGAAUAAAAGCGUUGGAAAUGCAGGAUGGGGGGAAUUAUACAUGUGACCUCACAACAUUCCCUCAGGGAAAACUGAGAAAAGCAGCCCAUUUAACGAUUCUAGGUACGUACCCUACAUAAGGUCAUUGUCAGGGUGGGACCAUUCAGCGCGGCCGGCUUGGUGCAGACCCAUUUAGGCACAGAACUGCUUUGUUGUUUGUAGCUAUUAUUAAAAUAAAAUAUAACCCAUUGAAAUGAUAUUCCGUUGAAAUCCAGGGAAGCAGACGCUGGAAUACAGACAGUUGUAAGAAGAUUU
Chiloscyllium plagiosum (whitespotted bambooshark) is the source of this 661-nucleotide messenger RNA. NCBI's taxonomy places the organism in Eukaryota, Metazoa, Chordata, Chondrichthyes, Orectolobiformes, Hemiscylliidae. The record is from RefSeq and is a predicted model, not a curated record.